Molecule: messenger RNA, 993 nt
Organism: Adineta steineri
Lineage: Eukaryota; Metazoa; Rotifera; Eurotatoria; Adinetida; Adinetidae
Source: the annotation of a GenBank genome assembly
AUGAAUGUAAAACUAAAUCCAAGUUUAGCUGAAAUUCAUAUAGCAGCAAGUCAUUUACGUUCAAUUUCAGUUCCUAUAACACCAGUUCUAACAAAUUCAAUAUUAAAUAAAUUAACUGGACGAAAUAUUUAUUUAAAAUGUGAAAAUUUCCAACUUACGGGUUCAUUUAAAAGUCGUGGUGCAUUAAAUACAAUUCUUAAUGCAAUGAAAAUUGAACCAAAUCUAAAAGGUUUUGUUACAUAUUCAUCCGGAAAUCAUGGUAUAGCUGUAGCUCAUGCUGCGUCACUUGUACAACGACCAUGUAUUGUUGUUCUUUGUAAUGAUACACCGAAAAAUAAGAUUGAUGCUAUCAAACAAUAUGGAGCUGAAAUAGUUCUAUGUGAAUCGACACCAUUAAGUCAUAUAGCAAUAUGUUUAGAUAUCGCUAAAGAACGCGAGUAUUAUGUUGUACCAGCAUCUGAUCAUUGUGAUGUUAUCGCUGGACAAGGAACUAUUGCAGUUGAAUUAAUGGAGCAAAUAUCUGAUUUAGAUGCUAUAUUAGUUCCAGUUAGUGAUGGUGGUUUAAUAAGUGGUAUUGCUCUAUAUGCUAAACGUAUUAAUCCAAAUAUACGAAUAUAUGCAUGUGUACCUGAAGGAAAAAUGCUUGAAGAAUGUCUAGUUGAAGGUAAACGUUUAUGGCCUGACCCACCUCAAUUUCUUGAAACAGAAUGUAAAGCAUGUCGUUCACAACAAUGUGGCAUGAUUACAUUUCCAAUAAUGUGUUCAUUUAUUGAAAAGCAAGUAUUUACCAUACCGGAUAAAGUCAUGAUUGACGCAACACGAUUUGCAUUUGAACAUCUUAAAUUAGUUAUUGAACUUGCUUCGGGAUUAUCACUUGGUGCUAUACUUUCUCAACAUAAUAAACUUGAUACAAAUAUUCAUAAUAUAGCGGUUAUUAUAACUGGUGGUAAUAUUGAUCUGAAUGAUCGAUUACCUUGGCAACAAGAAAAAUAA